This is a messenger RNA of Musa acuminata AAA Group (dessert banana), 2724 nucleotides long. Its product is annotated as AT-rich interactive domain-containing protein 4-like. Lineage: Eukaryota; Viridiplantae; Streptophyta; Magnoliopsida; Zingiberales; Musaceae. Bases 314 to 2575 code for a protein of 753 amino acids. The transcript has 15 exons. Gene Ontology annotation, molecular function: DNA binding. The record is from RefSeq and is a predicted model, not a curated record.
CUUUUGUUGGUCGCCCAUUUUUUCAUCUGGGAAUCUGGGGGCCCGUCAAAUCCCUGGAACUUUUGCUAUUUCUGGUGGUCUCUGGAGACGAUUGAGCGGAAAGUUGGGAUUUUGGCGGGGAAUUUGCUUUGUUGGUCAAAGAAUUUAGGGUUUGUAGAUUUUGUUUGGGUUUCUUGGAUAAGAGAGUUGGAAUAGAACCGGUGCUUCUCCGUUUAUCCCACAUUCGGGUUCGAUUGGAAGUGGGUGCAGAAGGUAUUGGUUUUGAGAGGACGCUGAGGUAGCUCGGUUGCUAUGCAUUUGAUGACAUAAAAGAAUGAUGCAUCAAACUCACGGUUUCUCGAAGCAAACUUGUAGACUCGUUGCUGUCUUAUGUGGGAAAUUUACUGGCAAAAGAAAUGAGGUAAAACGACAGCAUCCAUAUCCCUUUCCUGAGCUUGUUUCAUCAGGUCGCCUUGAGGUUCAUACACUUGUUAAUCCAUCAGUGGAUAGUUUCCGUGAAGCUCAGAAGUCACUGAAGCCGAAUAUCUUGUACUUUCAAGGGUCUCAGCUUGAGAAUGAGGAAGAAAUAGGCACACUUGUUUGGGGGGACCUUGAUGUGUCCAAGCCCGAUAUGUUCAGUGCCCUCGUUGAUCCUCCAUUACCGACAACAGUUUAUCUGGAGGUCCCCAAUGGUGAAAAAAUCGCACAAGCACUACACUCAAAGGGGACUCCAUAUGUGAUAUACUGGAAGAAUGCAGUCUCAUCUUACACAGCUUCUCAUUUCCGCCAGGCAUUGCUGUCUGUUUUACAAAGUUCAUGUAGCCACACAUGGGAUGCUUUCCAACUUGCUCAUGCAUCUUUCCGCUUGUACUGUGUACGAAAUAACUAUGUUCUCCCAGAUAAUGGGCAAAAAGAAAGCAGCAAUCAUGGGCCACAGCUACUGGGAGAUGCUCCUAAAAUAAAUAUUUUUCUUCCAGAUAGAGCUGCAGAGGAGGGUGAAGAAACCUCAUCCGAUUCUCUUCCUGUGACAAAAAUUAAUGAUGGUGAUGUGGAUAUGAGGUUGCUCAUUUGCGGAUUACCUUGCACGCUGGAUGCAUGUUUACUGGGUUCUUUAGAAGACGGCAUUAAUGCCCUUUUAAACAUUGAAAUUCGUGGGAGUAAACUUAAUAAUCGAAUGAGUGUCGCACCUCCUCUUCAAGAUGGGCCACUUUCUGAUGCUGUUGUUACCAUGCGAUGUGAUCUCACAACUUGUAGUUCCACACACACUUCCAUCUUAGUGUCUGAUAGUGUGCAGUCAUUUCUUAAUGAUCAGGUAUUGGAAAACCACAUAAAAAAUGAACUUAUUGAGAAGAGUCAGCUAGUUCAUGCUGUUCCAGAUUGUGACCAAAACAAACCACCUCUGUAUGAGUCUCUGCCUUCAGUUUCUGUUGCUUGUGGGGCUUCUGCAUUUGAAGUCCAGAUGAAGGUUCCAUCUUGGGCUGUUCAGGUUUUGAAACAGCUAGCAUCUGAAGUCUCCUAUCGCAGCUUGGUCACUCUUGGCAUUGCGAGUAUACAGGGUAUUCCAGUUGCUUCUUUUGAGAAAGAAGAUGCUGAUCGCCUUCUUUUCUUAUGGAAUAGACAAGGGAAAGAAAUUAUCUUCCGACACGAAUUGUCUUCUCUGCCUCCUUUGUCUUCAUCUGUUGUUACAAAGAGGUCCAAGACUUUUUCCGAAGCUAAACCUAUUGCCUUUAGCCAAACCAUGAAGGAAAAUGGGAUUUUUCUUAAUGAUGUUGAGGAUGCCAAGAAGGAAGUUGCUUCAUGUGAAGCAAUUCACAUACUCUCAUUUUCUGGUCGGAAAAGAUUGAAGGUUGCUACAAUGAAGCCUGUUCCAUUCUCUCGACAGCGGAUGUUGCCCUUAGGCAUUCAGGAUGAUGUGCCGACUGCAUCUUCCAAAAAGAAUAACACUGUCCGUGUUCCUUUGACACCUAGAACGUCCAUGUCAAGUUCUUUUCGUCCAAAACAGAAGAUUGUACCUCAGAAUCCUCUGCCACUGAAGAAACAUGGAUGUAAUAGAUCUUCGAUUCAAGUUUGCUCUGAAGUAGAGUUUCUUGAGGAUGUUAUGCAGUUUCUGGUCCUUAGAGGACAUAAUCGGCUUGUUCCCCAAGGAGGAAUAUCCAAGUUUCCCGAUGCUGUACUCAACGCAAAGCGCCUGGAUCUGUUCAACUUGUAUAGACAGGUAGUUUCAAGGGGAGGCUUCUAUGUUGGGAAUGGCAUAAACUGGAAAGGCCAGAUUUUCUCAAAGAUGCAAAACUAUACAGCUUCAAAUAAAAUGACUGGUGUUGGAAAUACAUUAAAAAAACAUUAUGAAAUGUAUCUUUUGGAAUAUGAACUAGCACACAAUGAUGUAGACGGAGAAUGUUGCUUGUUGUGUCGCAGUAGUGCUCCUGGUGAUUGGGUGAGCUGUGGCUCCUGCAGCGAAUGGGCUCACCUUGGCUGUGAUCGACGUCAGGGUCUUGCUACUUUUAAGGAUUAUGCAAAGACAGAUGGGUUGGAAUAUAUCUGCCCAAACUGUAGUGUAAAUGACAGGAAGAUGAAGUCCCAGAAGGUGGCGAAGUGAUUUUCCGAUCCCUUAACUCUUCCACGGCACAGAUAUUUUUUUUCCUUUUUUUUCUUGUGCAAGAGGGGAGCCCCAGUUUUAUCAGGGGUUAUAACAUGUAUUAAUUCCUAGUGGUGUUUGCCUAAGGCUAGGAGUCUGAUAUCUAGAUA